AUGGAUACAAACGGAACGGAGAUCAAAGUGGACGCCAAACCUGUGGCCCGAUUCCAGCCGAGCGUUGUCUGCGAGACCGACGGCUGCGGCAAACGUUUCAUCAACGAAGAGGUGUUGCGUUUGCAUCGGAAAAGUCAUUUCACGCAACGGAUCCAAUGCUUGUCCGCCGGCUGUCAGUACGAGUCGGGCGAUCGGCGAGCGCUGGUCGAGCACAUGAAGUCCGAGCACCGGAUCGCGCCGUUUGUCUGCGUAUACGACACGUGCGGACAACUGUUUGACUCGCGGGACGGCUUCGAGACACACGUCCAGCGAAAGCAUUUGCAUAUAUUUAAGUGCCAUUCCGUCGGUUGCGGCAAAAACUUCUUCAGCGAACAGCACUUUGAAUGUCACGUCAAGAUAUGCGACACAACGUUGAACUGCAAUAUCCAGGGCUGUGACUACCGGUGCGAUCGCGUCCAACAGCUUAACGAUCACAUGAACGUUCAUUUGGUGGCCAAUCUGUCGCCGCCUAUACCACAGACAACGCCCAAACUUGCCAUCACUCGCGACCCGUACGGGUCGGGCGUCCAACUGAUCCGUCAGAAGUACUUAACCAAAGGCUACGGCAUUCAGAAGAAGAAGAAGAUGAAGACGAAGAAAAUGAAGCGCCAGUUUCGCUGCGAUCAGAGCGCCUGUAACUACCGGUGCGAUCGCGCCGUCGACUUCGCCCGCCAUAAGCGCACUCAUAAGCAACAGCAACGACAACAGCAGAAGCAACGGUUCCAAUGCGCGCACAUGUCGUGCGGCCAACAGUUCGCCGCCGAAGACACGCUGGAAGAGCACGUGAACGACGCGCACCGGGGGUUCCGCUGCGAGUUCGCCGGCUGUCACAAAGUGCUCAAAACGCGGCUCAGUCUUCGGCAACACAUGAAACUGCACACAAACACCGAGAAGGCGUUCCGCUGUCCGGCGCCGCUAUGUCAUAAGCUGUUCCGCACGAAAUACAAUCGCGACACUCACCACAAGCGCAUGCAUUCGGUGCGCGACGACCGCGUCUAUGUGUGCGAACGAGACGACUGUCUUUUCGCCACCAAUCAAUUGGCGGCGUUCAACGCCCACAAAGAGAGCCAUCGCGACCCACGCAACUACCCGUGCGUGUGGCCCGACUGCGGCAAACGGUAUCGCAAUAAGUAUCUGCUUAAAUACCACGCACUCACUCAUCAGCGGAUCAAUUGCGAGACACUUGGCUGUGGCUAUAGUUGCGUCGACAGCAAACAGAUGGCCGACCAUAAGGCCAAACAGCACUCGCCCGCCACCGCUGUUGCGGUCAAACCGAUUAUCGGCAGUAAAAGUCACAAGAUUUUCGCUAAUAAGUCACGCAAUAAACCCAUUGUGAAGAAGUCUCGGGUCGACUCACCCGCCAAAGACCGGCCGUCGAAAGACUGUGACUCUCAGUUGGAUCACAACAAAGACACGAUUAAACAUACGAAUACUCACAAACCAGUGGCCGCGUCGGCGGCGGUCAGCGCACCCCUAGUGGUCGCCCAUAAGACAGUCGCUCAUCCCAAAGACAUUAAGACAUCGUUCCGUUGCGGCCACGAGUCGUGUGGCAAGAGUUUUAUCACUGAACACACGCUUAACAAACACUUGACCGAAACGCACGCCAAUCGGGUGACAACGCCGACCACUGCCGCCCCCAUCACAGCGACCGCAGCGCCAAUCGCUGUGGGCUCUAAAUAUCGGUGCGAUUAUCCCGACUGUAAUAAAGUGCUCAAAACCAAAGCCAUUCUCUGCGAACACAAGAAGAUCCACGAGAACAGCGAGAAGCAGUUCCCGUGUCCGGUCACGGGUUGCGACAAACUGUUCCGCACGAAAUACAAUCGCGACACUCACGCCGUGCGCGUCCACCGGUCGGAGCGGCUGUUUGUGUGCGACUGGAAGGGCUGCCGCUUUGCCACCAAUCAGUUGCGUCCGUUUAACGCCCAUAAGGCCAGCCAUAGGGCCGGCGCAGCGCCGCCAAUACAGACAAAACCGUUGAACUGCCCGUCCGUUCGCGGCGACAAAACGGCGGCCAAAAGCCAACCAAUACUUCGCAAACAUAAUUGUGUCAAAUCGGGCACAACUGCGGCCAACACUCGUCACACACACAGCACUGCCACGAGUGCCGCGUCGGGAGCGGCGGUGACCUACCCGUGCAAACGGGCCAAUUGUCGGCAACGAUUUAAAACGCGUACCGAAUUAAACGCACACACGAAGAGUCACAACCGACGCAAGUAUAGGUGCGGUGCGAAGGGCUGUCCCUUCACGGCCGCCGACGCCUCCAAACUGACAAUACAUAAGCGAAAUAAACACGAGAAUAGGAAAUAA
This is a messenger RNA of Medioppia subpectinata, 2346 nucleotides long. The record is from the annotation of a GenBank genome assembly. Lineage: Eukaryota; Metazoa; Arthropoda; Arachnida; Sarcoptiformes; Oppiidae.